AUGCUCCAAUCCAACUGUUCACUGGCUUCGCGCUGUGUAAAGACACGCAGCAUCAACAGAAUCGUGGUUUCCCGACUACACAAAGCUACCUCCAGACCUGCAUUGUCAAUAGGCCCUCGUCAACAGGCUCCGCCUACCCCUCUACCCACCAGGACAGCUUCUUGGCGUAGUUUUGCUACAGGUCUGCCAAAUCCAUGUUGUAAAAGAUGGACGUGUUACUCACCGGACCUCGCAGAAACCAACUCUACUUCACGGAAACCUCACUUUGAUAAGAUUCUGGUCGCGAACAGAGGUGAAAUAGCUUGUCGCGUAAUUCGUACAGCAAAGAAGCUCGGAAUCAAGACCGUUGCGGUGUACAGCGAUGUGGACCAGAACUCCUUGCAUGUGCAGAUGGCCGAUGAAGCUUAUUGUAUAGGUCCAGCUCCUUCGGCCGAAAGCUAUCUGCGAAUGGACAAGAUCAUUGACGUCUGCCAUCGUAGUGGUGCCCAGGCGGUUCAUCCCGGAUAUGGUUUUCAGAGCGAAAAUGCAUCCUUUGCUGAACGCCUGGAUCAAGAAGGGAUUAUAUUCAUUGGGCCUCCCUCUAGUGCCAUCAUCAGUAUGGGCUCGAAAAGUGAAUCAAAGCAUAUCAUGACCGCUGCGGGAGUGCCUUGUGUGCCUGGAUAUCAUGGAAAGAACCAAGAUCCCGAGUUCCUGUAUGAACAGGCGAAACAUAUUGGAUUUCCUGUUCUCAUUAAGGCCAUCCAUGGUGGCGGUGGCAAGGGCAUGCGUACUGUGACAAACCCCUCUGCCGAAGUGUUCUACGAAGCAUUGUCUUCUGCGAAGAGAGAAUCUUUGAAGGCUUUUGGAAAUGACGUAGUGCUCAUCGAAAGAUAUAUCGAGAGACCACGGCAUGUGGAAGUUCAAGUGUUUGCUGAUACACAUGGAGGCGCCGUCAGUCUUUGGGAACGAGACUGUUCUGUCCAGCGGAGAAAUCAGAAGAUCAUCGAGGAGGCACCCGCGCCUGGCUUGUCCCCAAAGUUACGCGCGGAUCUUGGUGAGAGGGCAGUGGCAGCUGCGCGCGCUGUUCAUUAUGUUGGGGCCGGGACUGUCGAGUUCAUCUUUGACAAUGACACACUGGAUUUUUAUUUCAUGGAAAUGAACACUCGUCUUCAGGUUGAACACCCUGUAACUGAAAUGGUAACUGGGCUCGAUUUGGUUGAAUGGCAACUUGAGGUCGCUGCUGGAAAUCCACUUCCUCUUGACCAAUCUUCAAUUCCACUCGUUGGUCAUGCAUUUGAGGCCCGAAUAUACGCAGAGAAUCCACGUAAUCAAUUUCUUCCUGAUUCUGGGCCUCUGCUCUAUCUUUCUACUCCGACACCUACACAUGUUUUCGCUGAGUCUUAUGCGCCCCAUUCGGAGUUCAGUUCUCCCAUUAACAUAACUCCAUCGCUUCGACUGGAGCAGGGCUUUGUUCAAGGAUCACAGAUUGGCGUGUUCUAUGAUCCUAUGAUUGCUAAGCUUAUCAGUCACGGUAGGGACCGUACCGAAGCUCUACGAAUUCUACGAAAGGCAUUGGACGAAUAUCAUGUUGUCGGUGUGUCAACCAACGUGGAAUUUUUGAGAAUCCUUGCCGGAAAUCAAGCCUUCAUAGAUCAGGAAUUAGAAACGGGGUUUAUUCCGAGACAUUUCAACGAACUCUUUCCGCCAAUCGCAGAACCUUCCGCAGAAACACUAGCGCUGGCAGCCCUUUAUGUCGCUCUUCGUGAUCAUCCCAUUGCAAAUGCUCCUUCGGGUCCGACACCAUGGACCACUCUGCCCUCUCGUCGUUUCGGCGGAGAUACGUACGAGCGGCUCAUCACUUUACAAGGCGAUUCUGAAAAAAGCGAACCUGUAAGCGUAUCGGUGAAAUCAACGACACCAGGGCGCUUCGAUAUACUCCUCCGCACUGGCUCCGCCUCUGGCACCGAAUUUUUGUCUGUGCCUGCUCAGCUACUUUCUCCAACAAAGCUCUCUGUGACUCUAAAUUCAACAAAUUGUAAAGCUACCGUUGUUUCACAACCGCCGCCGGGGGGCGUACCGGCUUCGUCUUCUCACAACACUGUGGAGCGCUUGCAUGUCUUCAGUGACGGCUCGAAGACGACCCUGAUAUUGCCGUCGCCUAAAUGGCUUCUUGACCUUGGCGGUGACGUGCUUCCUGCAGCCAAGGGGGCAUUAAAGUCCCCAAUGCCAAGUUUAGUUGUUGAAAUUAAGGUCAAAGUCGGCGAUCGCGUUGAGAAGGGACAGGCUGUCGUGAUUUUGGAAAGCAUGAAGACGGAAACGGUGAUGAGGACUGAUGUUGCUGGGAUCGUCAAGAUGGUGAGUUGUAAUAAUGGUGAAAUGGUUGAAGAGGGCAGGGAAUUGGUAGGUGUUGAAGAAGAGAUGGUCACUGCAUAG
Molecule: messenger RNA, 2412 nt
Organism: Guyanagaster necrorhizus
Lineage: Eukaryota; Fungi; Basidiomycota; Agaricomycetes; Agaricales; Physalacriaceae
Exons: 12
Coding region: 1-2412 (803 amino acids)
Cellular component (GO): mitochondrion
Molecular function (GO): ATP binding; methylcrotonoyl-CoA carboxylase activity; metal ion binding
Source: RefSeq, a predicted model, not a curated record